Coprinopsis cinerea okayama7#130 is the source of this 4488-nucleotide messenger RNA. RefSeq lists its product as hypothetical. Gene Ontology annotation, molecular function: DNA binding. NCBI's taxonomy places the organism in Eukaryota, Fungi, Basidiomycota, Agaricomycetes, Agaricales, Psathyrellaceae. The transcript has 6 exons. The record is from RefSeq and is a predicted model, not a curated record. The coding region runs from base 1 to 4488 and encodes 1495 amino acids.
AUGGCCGAUCGUCCUCCUCAGGGCUACCCUCUUCUACCACCCGGCUUCAACGGUAUCAACCCAGCGAGUACCGUUCUCCAGGCCCAGCAACAGUACCAGCAGCAACAACAGCAGCAACAGCAGCACCCUCAGCAUCAGGGCGACUCGCACCCCGGCCCAUCGUUUCCCGCCGCCAUCUGGCAGCAACAGAUGUCCCAGCAGCAAUUUCGCCCUCGCAGCGGCGCUGGAAUGACCCCACAGCAGGCCCAGGUUGGUCCAUCUUUACCGUCGUCGCUUCUCAGUUUAGCUAGGACACAGGCGUCCUCUGGAGGCUCCGCUUCGCACACCUUCCCACCAUUGUCCCCCUCAAUCGCACGGCUGCCUCCAUUUUUCUUCUUCACUUGCCUCCUUUCGUACUUCAGUCCUUGCCACAGUGCGAUCGCGCACGGCUCUCAGAGCCCCUCGGCUCAAUUCGCUGCUAUGCUUAUCAAUGAUUCGUCCCAUCGUCUCCAAAUGAACGACCUCAUGAGGAGCCAAAACAUGGCUCGUGUGGCUAGCGGGCAGCAGCAAGGAAUGUCGUUUCCGAUGGGUGUCGGCAUGCCAAAUAUGGGGGGACAACAGCCGUUUCAUGACCAGCCAUCAAACCAGCCUAAUAUGCCAGGUGGCGCGUUUGGGGGAAUGCCCAACGCCAUGACCCAAGCGGCCCUUCAGCAGCGCAUGCAAAACCAACCUGGUGCACUCCGCAACUUUGAGGCCAUGAUGCAACACAAUCUCCGGCUCGGUCCUGGGCAGCAGUUAAGCCAACGCCCCGAUCAACAACAGCAGCAACCAUCGCAACAACCACCCUUUGUGAACUCGAGCGUCAAUCACCCUGGCCCAAGCGACAUAUUCUCCUCGCCCGCCAUGUCCAAUGAAGCCAUUCGCCGACCAUCGCCCUCCCAUUCGUCCAACAUGAUGCCUGUCAUGUCGUCGAACAUUGUGAACGGAGGGCCCAUGAACCAGCAACCUCAACCACGCCGCGUUCUGUCCAAUAGUGAGCUCAAUGAGCGUGCAAAUCAGCUUAGGCACAUGAUACAGAACGGUGAAAAUGCCAUCAACUCUAUCAACAUGCAGUCUCAAAUGCGCGGUCAACCCCUCACUCCCGAAUUACAACAACGAGUCAAACAGCUCACGGAGGACGUUAUGGUGAAGAAAGGCUACCUGCAAAGAAUAGUCGCGACUUUAUCCGGACAAAAUCCGCAAGGCCUGCCGCAACAGGGCGGUGGCGGAGGUGCGGGCCCUUCAGGGAGCCCCUGGAUGCACCCUCCCAAUCAACCUCAAGGAUUUGACAGCCCAGGUUCCGUUGGGCGACCAGGUCCAGGACCCAGCACGCCUGUGCAGCACCAGCAAUCCCCUCACCCUCCGGGCAUUCAAGGUAGCCCGUCGAUAGGAAAGCCACAAGGAACUGGUAACCAUAUGCCGAACCAGGCCACACUCCCUCAGCGGACCGACUCAGUACAACCCGGUGCUUCUCAGGGCCCACAGCCACCCCAACUCCCCCAACAGCAACAGCAGCAGCUACAACAAGGGGACGCCUCUGCCAGUGGUGCUGGGCCUUUUCAGCUUGGUCCUAUGGGUGCAAACACGAAUGGUCAACAUCCCUUCCAACCCCAACCAAACGGCAAUAAUGGUCCCGGCCCAGGGAUGCAGCAGGGUGGUCCUAGCGGAAUCGCCUCUCAGGCGGGACCCAUUGGUUUGGGUGACAUGCAAAAUGUGACCGGGAUUGCACAACUUGUCGCUAACAUUCCGCCGAUGGACCGGUUGAAGUUUGAACAAACGUACAGAAAUUUCUGUCAGAAGAAGAAUAUAAAUCCCAGCAUGCAGACCCAGAUCGAGAAUAAACCAAUCGACCUACAUCUUCUCCACGCCUCUGUCAUGCACGAGGGUGGUGCUGCAAAGGUGGACCAGCGCGGGUCAUGGGACGUCAUCGGCGGUCGGCUGGGCUUCGUGCAAUUCCCUGGGAACGAUACGGAACCGUCGAAGUCAGGCCCCAUGGUCGCUCACCAGAUUUCGAGGAUUUACAAGGAAUAUCUGCAAAGUUUCGACACUUUCUAUCUUGCUUCUGCUCUUGAUUCUCGCAACAAGGCUGGAGCAGGGCCCCAAUUCCCGAACCCCGCGCUUGUGGCUGCAGCGAUCACCGGUAAUAACCAGAUAACCAAAAGUGCUAUUCCAAGCGCUCUGGCGGCAGGUGCUGCGCAACUGAGACUCAGUGCAGCCCAGAUGACGCAACUCAUGGCCUACGCGAACCGAUCCUCGGCCGAGCUCAAGAGCAUUGGACUCCCCGACCAUGUCUUGCAGUAUAUUGAAAAUAAUCGAAUUCUCCUUCAGCGCGCGUAUAACGAGCAAGACAAUCGUUCUCGCAAUGGACAGGCCCUUGGAAUGAUGGGGAACGGGGGCCAGGCCCCGCCGAUGAACGCAGACCAACCUCAACAGAACGGCUCUCAGGGCGGCCUACCAGCGAACGGAAUGGGACCGCCGGGCAUUCAGCCGCCCUCGUUUGGUCCUAUGGCUGUUGGACAGAGCCAAAUGCCCGACAGAAGGAUCAUGACGUCGUCGCUCAGCCAGGGCGGUAUGCCAAAUCCUGGCGGUAAUUUCAUGGAGCGACCGCAAGGCCCGCAGAUGAUUCCUCCGCCACCUCUUCCGCAGAUGCAACCGGCUGGCCAGCAGCUCGGACCGAUGGUAGCCCUUUCUAAUGCUGGACGUCCUAAUCAGGAGCACCUGCGCCUGGCAAUGGCCUAUGUUAACAAGGCUAAAAACGAGUUUACGUCGACAACCCUGCCCGCGAUGCCUCAUCGCGAUAUUCCACCCGACCAACGCGCUCAAUAUAAUCAACUUCUAGAACAACUCUUCCGGUAUACCUCGGAAAAUGAGCCCAACCUACCCAUGUGCUUCGUUUUGGUGAAGGAUGAGAAUGCCAUAAAGCGGAUGGUUGCCAUUACGUGCACCGUGGCCUAUCAACGUCACCUCGUGAGCUCUGGGCAGCAUCGCACUGUUCUAACGAUAGACUCUUUACGAGGAAUGCUUCAAGAAGUCGCGAGGUUUCAAGAAGUCUUCCAAAACGCCUUACGCAAUGUGCAGCAAAACUCUGCGCAACAGCAGCAUAUUCAGCGAGCUCCCCAGCAUCCGAUGCUCCAGAACCAACAGAUGCUCCAUAUGCAGCAUGGCCCAUCGCCUAUGAACAUGUCAUCUCCAGCUUCUCAUCCUGGACCAGAUAUGCCGCGAAACCAAAUGCCUAAUAUCCAACCUUCUCCACCGAAUAUCCCUCCUCCUCCAGCCGCUCAGCAACACACUCCUCAACUUUCCUCCCAGUCGCUUCGCCUUCAAAACCCUCCAGCCCGUCGCACCCAGAAGCCCGCCAACGCAGCCACUCCCACAGCCGGCAUCUCGAGCCCUUCUCCAGCUCCAAUGACUGCCUCCACCCCAACCCACAGCGCGGCAACGCCAAGUGCUGUCACAGGUUCACCGCAACUGCCCAAGUCUCCCAAGGUGAAAAUACCUGCUACUAAGAAGCCUGCCGGUCAGACGCGCCGUCGCCCUUCAACUUCCACCAACAAAGGAGCAACUUCUUCCCCCUCAGUCCCUAACGCACCGACGCCGCAGUCCCAUGCUUCCCCGGAAACCGCUUCCACACCUACACAAAGCAGUUCGAGUAAACGCCCAAGAGAUGACGAGGGCAGCAAUGUGAAUGGGCCAAGCCCGGGACCUUCUGGCGAUUCGGAAGUGGCGAACGGACCUUCUCCUCCUAAGCGCGUCAAGAGGGACGAAAUGACACCUUCUGCAUCCUCCUCCACAUCGUCUACUCAAGCAACUGUACCGCAACCACCGCCUGAAAAGCCGAUUGAACCGGCAAAGAAGGCUCCUGAGGUUGCAUCUGAAGCCCCGAACGCGACUGAAGAGAGCAGCGCCAAUUUCCUCGAUCAGAUGACGGAACUCAUCAAACUUGCUGCGGGACAAAAUGAGGGGCAGGAAAGUGUAAUGCCAGACAUCUCAGAGACGUUGGAGAUGCUACUGAAGGGCUACAAUCCUGAUGGGGAGAGUAGUAAUGGAUUUGGGUCCGACUUCAAUGCUGGUGGUUCAGGAUCAGGCAACACUCAAAAGGAGAGCUCGCCCGGACCUAGCCUCUCGUUCGACGAGAUCUUCGACUUUUCAACCAUGCCGGACGAAGAAGACUCAAAGGAUACCCCGGAUCUCGUUCAGUCCUCGACAAAUCCAAGCCCCGAAUCCAACGCCUCUGAAACGGAUCCAGGGCAUACCGGUGGUUCUGGCGGAAUGGUACAAGGAGAUGGGGCAGGUGGUUCGGGUGCUGCAGGAGUCAAACUCGAACCCAAGACGGAAUCUUCAUCGGAUGUACUACCUGCUGGAUUAUGGAAAGAGAUGGAUGGAGGAGAGGCAGCCUACUAUCAGUCUUCAGAGUGGAAGUGGGAUGGACAUAUGCCAGACCUCGAUCAACCCUGGGCCAUUUUCAAUUGA